Molecule: messenger RNA, 3569 nt
Organism: Hippocampus comes (tiger tail seahorse)
Lineage: Eukaryota; Metazoa; Chordata; Actinopteri; Syngnathiformes; Syngnathidae
Product: vasopressin V2 receptor-like
Exons: 6
Coding region: 435-1922 (495 amino acids)
Biological process (GO): positive regulation of vasoconstriction; cellular response to hormone stimulus; regulation of systemic arterial blood pressure by vasopressin
Cellular component (GO): plasma membrane
Molecular function (GO): vasopressin receptor activity; peptide binding
Source: RefSeq, a predicted model, not a curated record
CUACCUCUCUCUCGCACACUCACACUUUACAGGCAUGUAGAACAAUCACAGCCCUCCUGGAGCGCCUGCACGCUCGCUCCACCCUCAGCCCUCGAGGACAGGCACGACCCAGGAGGAGGGGAUACACCAGGGGGAUGGGGGGGAGGCAGCAGCUCGAAUGUAUUUGCACUGGUGCAGCAAGCAGAAGGCAGAGCACAGUGGACAAGCCGGCUCCCAUUGUGGAUUACACCAACGUUAUAAGAGAGACGGACAACUACCCUUGGGGGAGAAGAAACAAAAACAACAACAAAAAAAAUGCUUCCAUGAAGGUGCGGUGACAUUUGUUGUUUAUUUUGCAUCCAACCUGAGUAAUAGCAGAGCCAUCAGACCUGGAUCUACCAUUUCUUUCUUCUGACAACUCUCACACAGUUGCACAGCCAAAGUGGAUUCAACGAAUGGAAAGCAUCAGUGUGCAAACGGACUGGGAUGCUUUAACCCUCUCCUCUCUGGUUGGGAUGGGAAGAAACAACCGCUCUUCCUCUUCUCUGUUUGAGCUCAACAGCCUCAACGGCUCCCGCAGCGGAAGCUCCUUCUUUGGCAUAUUUCCAGAGAAUGGCUCCGACACCACCCCGUACCCGCUACCCCAGCCCAGGGUGAGGGACCAGGGCCUGGCCCAGGCCGAGAUCGCCGUGCUCGGGGUGGUGCUGGCUCUGACCACCCUGGGGAACAGCUUUGUGCUGUGGGUGCUACUCAGGAGGAGGAAGCACAAUGCACCCAUGCACGUGUUCAUGGUCAACUUGUGUGUGGCUGACCUGGUGGUGGCCUUUUUUCAGGUUCUUCCUCAGCUCAUUUGGGACAUCACAGAUAAGUUUCAGGGACCUGAUUUCCUGUGCCGCUCCAUCAAGUACUUGCAGAUAGUGGGAAUGUUUGCGUCCUCCUACAUGAUCGUGGCCAUGACGGUGGACCGACACCAUGCCAUCUGCUGCCCGCUGCAGGCUUACCGUAGCGGGGCGGUAUCCCGCUGGAACACACCAGUCAUGGUGGCUUGGGGCUUGGCGCUUGUCCUCAGCAUACCCCAGGUGUUCAUCUUCUCGCGCUCAGAAGUGAGUCCCGGGGAGUUUGAGUGCUGGGGUCACUUUGCCGAGGUGUGGGGGCUCAAGGCAUACAUCACCUGGAUGACGGUAGCCGUCUUUCUGCUGCCCGCCCUCAUCAUUACCAUCUGUCAGAUAAGAAUCUUCCGGGAGAUCCACAAUAAUAUCUACCUGAAGUCGGAGAGGACGGUGAUGGCUGAGCUGAAGAGGAAAGAAAUCCUCUUCCGCUUCCAAAGCUUUAGGCAGGAAGAGGAACGGACCAGGGAAAGGGGUUGGCGGGCAUCCGGAGGUGGAGGUUGGGCGGGGCUGCACUUGAAGCCCGUGACAAACAAAGCUCACAAAAACACUUACAGUACAAGUCACGUGGGAGACGCCACAGCAAGAACCACACCGCCGCCGGCUCAGCAGCAAGUGAGCAGUCCUGACUGUCAGGAGUCCUGCACAUCCUACGAGGUGGCCUCAGGCUCACCUCGCUGCUCCCUCGAUUAUGCCCCCCAUGACCCCGCCGCCAUGCCGCCACCAAGCAUCACCAAAGCCAUGUCUAAAACAGUCCGAAUGACACUGGUCAUUGUCCUGGUCUACACCGUCUGCUGGUCCCCUUUCUUCAUUGUCCAGCUGUGGGCUGCAUGGGACCCCAACUCUCCCAGUCAAGGAGUGGCCUUCACGAUCCUCAUGCUGCUGGCCAGUCUCAACUCGUGCACGAACCCGUGGAUCUACACAGCCUUCUCCAGCAGCGUGUCCAGAGAGCUGCAACAUCUACUGCACUGUGGCUCACGAGCCGGGCGUCGGGGCUCGCUGCCUGAUGACUCCACCACCACACACACCUCCACCACCAAGGACAGCCAGUACUGACUGACUGAGACAACCUGGGAGAUACGCGUGCUCCCUUGCCUCGUCCUCAGAAGGUAGCCCGCUUCCACCAGAUGUUCCCGACGACAAAUGACAGCUAGUUGUCAGCAGGACCUCCGUCUGCAUUGGGCCCCUCCAUGCAAAGAGAAUUGGAGAGUGUCAGUGGAGGUGUCCGCGCAUGAGGGAAUGCGCAGCGACAGCAUUUGCGAUGUAAGGUGGCCUCGGCUCAGCAUUUAAGUGCCACAAAGAAGUUCUGUCAUUUUAAGAAGAUAAAGAAUGCAAGGUGUGAAUCAUGACGGACGUAAUCUAGGACAAAGGGCAAGCAAGCAGACAGUAGAGACGGCGAGGCUGCUGCUGCAGCGGGACUGGCAACAGAUGGCGGUGUUGGUGGCUGUUCCACAGGAACGCUGUAGUCGAAAUCUAAUAAUGUGAACAAACGUUGUUAAUUCAAAACAAGUGAAUGGGCAACGGCUGUAUUUAUAUUCACCCAAGAGGAACCCGUGGAGUUUCUCAGUCCAACAGAGAGCUGCAAGCAAGCUGGAUGGAGGCUUAUUCAAAAACUGAAACACACAUAGUCACACACUCGGAUACAUUCACCCAAACAAACACGAGUCCCACCAGGCGAGUUAGGCCUGCAAAACGAACAAUUCAGCUUUCCGCAAGCCAGCGGGACACAAUGAUGUGUUUUUAUUACGUGUACACACAGCACGUGAAGUAUACAAAAGGACCUUCCUGACUGUGAAGCCUUUGGCAAUCUGCUGAAGGAACAAGAGGAAACAUUUCAAAAACAUUCCACGUACAAGAACAAACCAGAUGAAACGUAUAUCAAAAUUGAUCACGCACAUUAGACAAGAUGUGCAAUGUAAAUGUUGCCGGAUAUUAUCAUUUAUAUGGUUCUAAAGCUGCUUAACCUGUAUGGAAGAACUCCAGUCAAAGAUAAGCUUGUGGUCUUCUUCACCAGAAAGGACCCUACAAGGCUAUCAGAAGAAACAAAGAAAGUGGAAGCCAUUCAGACAAUGAAAGUAGUCCCAGUUCAAAGCAAGUGUCUGUGAUGGCCAUGGACACCUUUUUUGAUCCCCCCCCCCCCCCCUUGAUUUAUUGUACACACACAACCACACACUCCCCCCCUACACACUCCGCCCUACCCCCUUGGUUUAUCCCGCUGAUGUCAGCCAUGUUAUUCUUGGAGGCGCUAUCACCAGAGGCGGGCUUGUGUGUUGUGUCUCGCCAGCACACCUUCAUUUUUCAACAGUUACUACCUUAUGUCUGCUCAUAAAGUUGGAGUACUGCUCUCUGGUCUUCAACUGCUGACAGACAUCAAGUACACUUAUGAAUGUUUUUUUUCUUUGUUUUUUUUUUGUAAGCUUUGCUACAUAAGCUUCUGAGAAUGCAAAUAGACGCAAGUGUGUAUUAACUGAGAUCACAACAAAGUGUACGGUCACAGGCCACAGCAUUAGGUACACUUGCAAGACCACUCAAUGGCUGUACCUACACUGCAAGUGCCUGAUUCUGAUGCCCCCGCCCUCAACUGGGAUAAUAAAAACCUCAUGUAUUUUUUAAAUUUCAUUCCAUUCACUAAAAUUGUAAUGCCACAAGAGGAAGUUCUACUCACACACUGCUUUAUUCAGCACGUGUGUUGCACACCACACA